UAGGUAACUUUUUUCGCAACGCAACGGACUGACGAUUUGCUGCUAAAUUUAAGCCAAAAACCGUGUAAUUAACCGCAAGCCGUGGCAGACAAACAAUCGAUGCCGAGGCGCAGCAAAAUGUGAUGUUUGCCGGGCACAGCAAACGCUCGGCGACCACAAACAAAGUGCAAAACCAAAACCUCUGACCCCAAGCGCGUCAUCUCUAAAGCCAGAACGGGAGAGAGCAGGAGUGAGGGAGAAAAACUAGCGCUGCUGGAAUUUCGUAGCUUUUGUUGUUGUCGCAGCCAGCAAUAACGGUAGAGAGACGGCAACAACAAAUACCAAUGACAAAGUGAAACUGACUGCGCUGCCCCAAAAACAACAGCAAGAAAACAAACGAAAUAGGAAGAGCAAAACUGUGAUCUCUACUUUUUUUGGGGGCAAUUGUUCAAUUUGGCUGUGCUCGAAAGUAAAUUUAGUCAACUCGUCACGCGUAUUUGCGGUAUUUGGCAACGCGUUUUUCAACCGACGGCUGGAAAAUCAAUUCUUCGGCUUGCCAAAGGGCAACAACAGUUAGCAGUUGUUGAUUUUUUUUUUAUUGCUGCUGCGACCCAGCCCAAAACAAAAAAGCAAGGAAGAAGAGGAGGAGGAGAAGUAGGAAGAAGAAGAAGCAGCGCAGCCGGAUUUGCAAAUAGUCACAGCACGUAGGACGGAAACAUACACGGAACGAUGGCCUACCGCAAGCCCAGCGAUCUGGAUGGAUUCAUCCAGCAGAUGCCCAAGGCCGAUAUGCGCGUGAAGGUGCAGCUCGCCGAGGAUCUGGUGACAUUCCUGAGCGACGAAACCAACUCGAUUGUCUGCACGGACAUGGGCUUCCUCAUCGACGGGCUGAUGCCCUGGCUAACGGGCAGCCACUUUAAGAUUGCACAAAAAUCCCUGGAGGCAUUCUCGGAGCUAAUCAGGCGACUGGGCAGCGAUUUCAAUGCGUACACAGCCACCGUUUUGCCACAUGUGAUCGAUCGGUUGGGGGACAGCAGGGACACGGUUCGCGAGAAGGCGCAACUCCUGCUGCGCGACCUCAUGGAGCACCGAGUGCUUCCGCCCCAGGCGCUGAUCGAUAAGCUGGCCACCAGCUGCUUCAAGCACAAGAACGCCAAGGUGCGCGAGGAGUUCCUGCAGACGAUAGUGAAUGCUCUGCACGAGUAUGGCACUCAGCAGCUGAGCGUGCGCGUCUAUAUUCCACCAGUUUGUGCCCUUCUCGGCGAUCCCACGGUUAAUGUGCGAGAGUCGGCCAUCCAGACGCUGAUGGAGAUCUACAAACAUGUGGGUGAUCGCCUGCGACCAGACCUACGUCGCAUGGACGACGUGCCCGCUUCCAAGCUGGCGAUGCUUGAGCAAAAAUUCGACCAGGUCAAGCAGGAGGGUCUACUGCUGCCUUCCGCCCUCAAGAACACCAAUGGCAAUGGCAACGGAGUCGGUCUGGACGAGGCGGACAACAUUGGGCUGAGGGAACGACCCACCCGGAUGAUCAAGCGGCCACUGCACUCGGCCAUCUCCUCCACGAUGCGCGCCAAACCGAGUGUGAACGAUGUGAGCGGCGAUGCCGGCGCCGUGACCAUGGAGACCUUCGAGUCAAGUUUCGAGGCAGUCCCGCAGUUGAGCAUCUUCCAUGCCAAGGACAUGGACGACGUCUACAAGCAAAUACUGGUAAUCAUAAGCGAUAAAAACGCGGACUGGGAGAAGCGCGUGGAUGCUCUCAAGAAGAUUCGUUCGCUGCUCAUACUCAGCUACCACACCCAGCCGCAGUUUGUGGCUGUGCAGCUGAAGGACCUGUCCAUAGGCUUUCUGGACAUCCUCAAAGAGGAACUGCGCUCACAGGUGAUCCGCGAGGCGUGCAUCACCAUCGCCUACAUGUCCAAGACACUACGUAAUAAGCUGGACGCCUUCUGCUGGAGCAUUUUGGAGCAGCUGAUCAAUCUGAUCCAAAAUAGCGCCAAGGUCAUAGCCUCCGCCUCCACGCUGGCGCUCAAGUACAUCAUAAAGUACACGCAUGCGCCGAAGCUGCUCAAGAUCUACACGGACACCCUAAACCAGUCAAAGUCGAAAGAUAUUAGAUCCACGCUCUGCGAGCUGAUGGUGCUGCUCUUCGAGGAGUGGCAGACGAAGGCGUUGGAGCGGCAUUCCACCAUUCUGCGGGAUACCCUGAAGAAGUCCAUUGGCGAUGCGGAUAGCGAUGCGCGCCGUCAUUCCAGGUGCGCUUACUGGGCCUUCAGGCGGCACUUUCCGGAUCUGGCGGAUCAGAUAUAUGGCACGUUGGACAUUGCUGCCCAGCGAGCACUGGAAAGGGAAAGAGAAGGCGGCGGAGGAGGUGGAGGUGGAGGUGGAGGGAAUGUGGCCGCACCGGAAACUAGACGCACUGUAUCCCGCAUAGGCCGAACCCCUGGAACUCUGCAAAAGCCAACGCCUAGCAUGAGAUCCAUAUCAGCUGUGGACACAGCUGCUGCACAGCGAGCCAAAGCCCGGGCACAGUACACCCUGUUUUCGAGGCAACGCAAGCCGCUGGGGCCCAGCAACACCAACCAGCAAUCGGCGACUGGAGCAGCGGCUAGCGGAUCAUUGCCCAGGCCACGUUUGAAUUCCAACAGCGGUUCCACGCCGGCAACCACACCGGGAUCGGUCACGCCACGCCCCCGGGGACGAGCCGGUGUGUCUCAGUCACAGCCAGGAUCACGUUCCACCUCGCCAAGCACAAAGCUGCGGGAUCAGUAUGGCGGAAUCAGUAGCUACUAUCGUGGCGCCACCGGCGCCAUACCCAAAAAGGCCUCUGGAAUACCCCGAAGCACAGCGAGCUCCCGGGAAACGAGUCCAACUAGAUCUGGCGGCGGCCUGAUGAAGCGUAGUUUGUACUCGACGGGAGCGGGAUCGCGAAGAACGCCGGAGAGAAACAAUCCCGUGAGGCCCUCGGCGGCAGCUCGCCUUUUGGCCCAAUCCCGUGAAGCAGAACACACACUGGGCGUCGGAGAUGAGGGGCAGCCGGACUAUGUGUCCGGAGACUACAUGCGCAGUGGCGGAAUGAGGAUGGGCAGGAAACUGCUGGGACGCGACGAGUCUGAUGACAUUGACUCCGAGGCCAGUUCCGUGUGCUCGGAGCGAUCUUUCGACUCCAGUUACACCAGAGGCAACAAAUCGAACUAUUCGCUGAGUGGAAGCCACACCCGUUUGGACUGGAGCACGCAGCGGGCGCCUUUUGACGAUAUCGAAACUAUAAUCCAGUUUUGCGCCUCGACGCACUGGUCUGAAAGGAAGGACGGGCUGAUCAGCCUUACCCAGUACCUGGCCGAUGGCAAGGAGCUGUCGCAGCAGCAGCUGCAGUGCGUUCUGGACAUGUUCCGCAAGAUGUUCAUGGACACGCACACCAAGGUGUACUCUCUGUUCCUGGACACGGUCACCGAGCUGAUUCUGGUCCAUGCGCCCGAGCUACACGACUGGCUCUUCAUCCUGCUGACGCGUCUGUUCAACAAACUGGGCACCGAUCUCCUCAACUCGAUGCACAGCAAGAUCUGGAAGACGCUGCAAGUGGUGCACGAGUACUUCCCCACGCAAUUGCAGCUCAAGGAGCUCUUCAGGAUCAUCUCGGACUCCACGCAGACGCCGACAACCAAGACGCGCCUAGCCAUCUUGCGCUUCCUCACCGAUCUGGCCAACACGUACUGCAAGAGCAGUGACUUUCCCAGCGACCAGAGCCAGGCUUGCGAACGGACGGUCCUUAAGUUGGCCCAGCUGGCGGCGGACCAGAAAUCGAUGGAGCUGCGCUCCCAGGCCAGGAGUUGCCUGGUGGCCCUGUACAAUUUGAACACCCCGCAGAUGACACGACUGUUGGCCAACCUGCCAAAGGGAUACCAGGACUCGGCCCGCAGCCUAAUCCAGUCGAACAUGCGCAGGCAGAGCCAAAGCGGCAAUUCGGGUGCCAAUUCGCCAAGCAGCUCUCCGCUGAGCAGUAGCAGUCCCAAGCCGUUGCAGAGUCCGUCGGUUGGGCCGUUUGCCUCGCUCCAGAGCCACCACCAGCUCAGUCUGAGCUCCACUAGUCCCCGCUCGCGGCAGUCCUCCGUGGAGCAGGAGCUGCUCUUCUCCUCGGAACUGGACGCCAUCCAGCACAACAUCCAGAAGACGUCGGAGGAGAUCCGGCACUGCUUCGGCGGUCAGUACCAGACGGCGCUGGCGCCCAAUGGCUUCAACGGACACCUGCAGUAUCACGAUCAGGGCCAGCAGGACUCGUGUGCCUCCCUGUCUUCCAACUCCAAGACGCAGUCGUCGGCCAACACCACGCAGUCGAACACACCGGAGUCGGCCACGAUGCGGCUGGACAACCUGGAGCGGGACCGAGUUGGCCAGAAUGCCAAAUCGCCACACCCAACGGGCGAUGCGAAGGUGCCGACUGUUUCGCUGAAUAUGGCCGAGAACGGGGAACUGAUCCUGGCCAGCGACCUCAUGGAGAGCGAAGUGGUGCGUGUGGCCUUGACGCUGACAAAGGAUCAGCCCGUGGAGCUGCUGCAGACGUCGCUGACGAACCUGGGCAUCUGCAUCAAGGGCGGCAACUGUGAGCUGCCCAACAAGCACUUCAGGUCGAUCAUGCGCAUGCUGCUAAACAUUCUGGAGGCGGAGCACACGGACGUGGUCAUUGCCGGCUUGCACGUGCUCAGCAAGAUAAUGCGCAGCAAUAAAAUGCGCCACAAUUGGAUGCACUUCCUGGAGCUGAUACUGCUGAAGAUCAUCCAGUGCUAUCAGCACAGCAAAGAGGCUUUGCGGGAUAUCGACUCGAUGAUACCACGGAUAGCACCAUCCCUGCCGCUGGAUCUGUCCAUCAACAUUGUCAAUCCGGUGAUUGCGACGGGCGAGUUCCCCACGAACCUGUGCGCCAUCAAGAUCCUGCUGGAGGUGACCGAACACCAUGGUUCCGAGAUCACGGACGCCCACCUGGACAUUGUGUUCCCGAAUCUGGCACGAUCGGCGGACGAUACGCAGUCGAUGGUGCGCAAGGCGGCGGUCUUCUGCAUUGUCAAGCUGUACUUUGUGCUGGGCGAGGAGAAGGUCAAGCCGAAGCUGUCUGUGCUGAAUCCCAGCAAGGUGAGGCUUCUCAACGUGUACAUCGAGAAGCAGCGCAACUGCCUGGGCGGCAGUGGCGGUGGCAGCUCCACGAAGAACUCGUCGGCGGCAUCCUCGUCAUGAUUGCGGGAGCCCAAGCCGGGAUUCCUGCACCAGCACCACAAACAAGACACGGAUGGUGCGGCGUCCCUCGGCAUGCGAAGGAAGUGAGGAGCGGAGGACAUUUAAUGAUAUAUAAUACAUUAACUAAUUAUUUAUAACUAAUUAUUACCGAUGAUCCGAUUAUUGUGUAACUGUUUGAUGCGUAUAUAAAGCGGAUGCAAACGAAAACCCCAAACCCCCAAACAAAAAAAACCCGUAACCCAAGGGCCAUCGCCCCUCUGAUGUGAGCAGAAAAACUAUUUAUACAUGUACGGAAAUUAAAGCGAUACAACCAGAAAA
Messenger RNA from Drosophila elegans, 5523 nucleotides. RefSeq names its product CLIP-associating protein (gene chb). Gene Ontology annotation, biological process: mitotic spindle assembly. Bases 709 to 5205 code for a protein of 1498 amino acids. The record is from RefSeq and is a predicted model, not a curated record. Gene Ontology annotation, cellular component: microtubule organizing center; cytoplasmic microtubule; mitotic spindle. The transcript is spliced from 2 exons. Gene Ontology annotation, molecular function: microtubule binding. Lineage: Eukaryota; Metazoa; Arthropoda; Insecta; Diptera; Drosophilidae.